AUGGAUAUGGAUUGGGAACCAAUAGAAGGAAAUGGAUCAAAGAAUGAUAAAAGAAAACAGAGUUCAAAGAUACCUAAUCCCGCCUUGGAAACAGUUCUGAGAAAAAAUUCAUUUGGACAUUUAUUUGACAAAAUUGUAUUAAUUAAAAUAGACAUUUUGUUUUUUAGUCAAAAUGAAUUAACGUCAUCACCAUCAGCAAACGAUCAUGAAUACAUUAUAGAUUUUGAAGGUAUUUUAGACGAUGAACCAAAAUUUGGAUCGCAUUUUAAUCAUAAAUUUAUAGGAAUGCAAAUUCUUGAUGAUAUAAUUGAAAACCAAAGAAUCAAAAAUAUCCUAAAAGAAAUACUCCAGAUAACCAACAUUGAUAAAGCUAAUGAAUUCAUAGAUAAGUACAAAGUACUUAUAAAUAUAAAAUUGGAUGCUGAAUCAAUAAUAGAUAAUUUUAUUUUUUCAGUAGUGAACAUUUUUUCUGGGUUUUUUAUUUUGGACAAUAAUUAUUUCAAAGAUCAAUAUUCAGAAAAUCAUAUAGGAGCAGUAAUAUAUGCUCCACUUUUCAAUAACUUAUUUCGUCAAGAGUGUUAUUCAAUAAGGCUCAAUGAUCAACUUUUGGCUAACAAGGAACGAAGAAAUCUUGGAAAUGAGGAGAGAGUUAGAUUGGCAUUGGUGCCUGACAUCAAAUUGACUUAUUUAAGAGGAAAUAUGGAAAUCAUUGUAAUAGAACACCAGAAACAAAUUAUUUUAGAUGGAUUAAAGAAAAACAAAAAAGAUACUACAAAGAUUACUAUAAUGAUGCAUGAUCUGCUGACAAAAAUUUCAAAAGACUUGGAUAGUAGAGAGCUAUCAGAUCAUAUCAAAAAUAUAAAUGUGUUUGGUGUAAUAACAUCAAAGCUAGACAUUGAAAUAUAUUCAAUGCAGAUGCCUGCUCCUGAGCUGUAUGUGUUUAAUAAGAUAUUUGAAUUCAGCCUCCCAACAAAUGUGUUUGAUUUUCCUGAAAUCUCUCGGGCAUUGAGUUUCUUAAUUAAGUUUCGACGUAUUGUGGAUCAGAAUUACUUUAGAUAUAUAAAUAUACUUAAUAAUAAUGAACCUGUUACACCCACACAACAAGUGAGAUGGUCCAUCAAAAUGAAAACAUUGCCUAUAUCUUUACGUAGUGAAAUUGAUAAAACAAACAAAAAGAGAAAAGAAUCAAAGUAA
Messenger RNA from Entrophospora sp. SA101, 1194 nucleotides. NCBI's taxonomy places the organism in Eukaryota, Fungi, Glomeromycota, Glomeromycetes, Entrophosporales, Entrophosporaceae. The record is from the annotation of a GenBank genome assembly.